Molecule: messenger RNA, 330 nt
Organism: Coniosporium apollinis CBS 100218
Lineage: Eukaryota; Fungi; Ascomycota; Dothideomycetes
Product: 60S ribosomal protein L30
Exons: 5
Coding region: 1-330 (109 amino acids)
Cellular component (GO): cytosolic large ribosomal subunit
Molecular function (GO): structural constituent of ribosome; RNA binding
Source: RefSeq, a predicted model, not a curated record
AUGGCACCAAAGAAGAGCAAGAAGACCGCCGACUCCAUCAACAGCCGCCUGGCUCUUGUCAUGAAGUCCGGCAAGGUCACCCUUGGCUACAAGUCCACCCUCAAGACGCUCCGAAGCGGCAAGGCGAAGCUCGUCAUCAUUGCUGGCAACACCCCACCCCUCCGCAAGUCCGAGUUGGAAUACUACGCCAUGCUGUCUAAGACGAAUGUCCACCACUUCGCCGGUAACAACAUCGAGUUGGGAACCGCUUGCGGAAAGCUCUUCAGGUGCAGCACGAUGUCCAUCUUGGACGCUGGUGACUCGGAUAUCCUGAGCGGAGCCACGGCAUAG